Molecule: messenger RNA, 1377 nt
Organism: Hyaloperonospora brassicae
Lineage: Eukaryota; Oomycota; Peronosporomycetes; Peronosporales; Peronosporaceae
Source: the annotation of a GenBank genome assembly
AUGGAGCGUCUCUUGUCCAGCGUGUACGCCCGUGAGCCGCCCGUCAAAGUGGCAGUGGCAGUGACUGGCGGCGGUGUCUCUGCUUCCGAGCUCCUCUUCCAUCCAGGGUCUUCGUCCACCAUGCAGCACUUUGUCGUUCCGUAUUCGCGUGCGAGUUUGCAGUCGUUUCUGAGCGCCGUACCGUCGACGGCUCCCGCACUAAAGUUUUGUUCCGCAGAGACGGCGGAACGCAUGGCACGUGCUGCGUGGCAAACGGCAAACGCCGUCAUACGGCAAGAAGCAGAGGCGAGUGAUGUCCAAGCUGCUGCACUGGUGAGCAGCGCUGUGCACCGAUUUCGCAGCUCUUUGGGCAUCGCAUGCACUGCGGGACUGGCUACAAACCGUGUCAAGAAAGGCCCGCACGAGUGCUUCGUGUCAGUGUGUCAGGCUCGGUCUGAUUCCAAGCACAGCGCGUUCUGGCGGCCGCAGUGUGAGACGUACCACCUCGAAUUGGACAAGACGGUGGGGCGCUCGAGAAUGGAGGAGGACUACAUUGUGAGUCAGUGGCUGGUGUACGUCCUGGCCAAAGCUGCAGGUGUGGACGCAGAGACUUGCCGUGCGUUUCAUGAUGAGUUGACGUCUGCUCAGACUGGAAAUGAACGUAUCGUGAAGGUGACGACUGGCGAUGGACGCAGUGGUCCACUGGAUGACAUCUGUCGUGGCACGUCCAACGAGUUGACGAGUGUUGCCUUCUUGCCGGAGAAAUCUACAGACGGCGUGCGCGCUACGACAAUGGCGACGCAGGGAUUUGAGUUUCGCGGAUUAGUGCUACCAGGAUCGUUCAAUCCACUUCACAAGGGCCAUAUCGAUCUCGCACGGGGUGCUCAGCAGCUCAUCGAGUCGCGUACGGGCGUGAAGCUGCCCGUGGCGUUUGAGCUUGCAGUAUCGAACGCAGACAAAGGUGCAAUCGACUCGUCGACAAUCUCGACACGCAUUGCCCAAUUCACGCACGAUGGCGGCAGCACUACUGGAUUGGGUACGUGGCCAGUCCUUGUUACGAAUGCCACGCUCUUCGGCCAGAAAGCCCAGCUUUUGCCUGGGUGCAUAUUCACCAUAGGCGCCGACACGGCCGUACGCCUCGUGGACAAGAAGUACUACGGCAUGGACGAGCACAAGAUGGUGCUGGCGUUGGACCACAUUGCUCGCAGCAAUUGCUCGUUUGUUGUUGCUGGAAGGGUCGACACGAAAGCGGCAAAGAGGUACCUCUCUGCUGAAGAGGUGGUCGAACAGCACAUUCCGUCGGUAUUUCGCCACCUCUUUCUUCCAUUACCGGAGAGUGCAUUCCGGAAUGACAUUUCCUCGACGGACCUCCGUCGACAAGCGGCCACGACGGCGUGA